CGGUACUGACUCUAAUGAAGUGAGUUCAUCUCGAGUGGACUGCGUCUCUACUAUGCAAUGUACAAACUGAUGGAAAGUCGAUAGACCAGUGCGAUAUUGUAGACCAUUUAUUCGCAGCGCAUCCGGCAGUUUAGAACUUCCAGCUCAGCGCAACAUGUAGAGCGCGGCUGGUGCCCAGACGUACCCGACAGACUGGUGCGGUUUAACUGUUAUCAACAUGAUUCCGCCAGCGAACAUGAUUCAGGAGGACACGAUGGGCAAGGAGAACGAACGGGACCACCGUGAGCCCCAGUCACCCACAUCCAUCAGCCAGCAGGAGUCCAAGCUGCAGAGGCUAAAGCGUUCACUGUCCUUCAAGACCAAGAGUCUUCGCAGCAAAAGUGCCGAUAAUUUUUUCCAACGGCCCAUCGAGGAUGUGAAGUUUCAAACCGAACUGCUCUCGGAUGUCAGCAGCAGCACAGGUCAUCUGAGCAUCAUCGGUGUGUCUGUCUCAGCCUCCCCAGCGAUGUCCCUUCCUCCACCACCCCCUCCACUGCCCACCAUCAUCCCGGGCAACCUGCCCAUCACAAUCUGUUCUCCAUCCCGCGCCCCCCGCCCGGCGGACCCCAACGCACACACCUUUCUAGAGCACAUCUUCAAGAAGCCCCAUUUUUGUGAUGUCUGCAACCACAUGAUUGUAGCUUGCCAAGGGGGAGCAGGCAAGGUGUUCGGCACAAAUGCUAAGCUGGGCCUCCGGUGCAAAGCCUGCAAGAUGGGCAUCCACAACAAGUGCCUGGAUCGAGUUGGACAGCAGAGAUGCAUGGGGAAAUUGCCCAAAGGUUUUCGGAGAUAUUCUAGCUCCCCUCUGCUGAUUCAGGAACAGUUUGGCUGCAUUAGGGAGGUUAUGCCUAUUGAGAGUGAAGCGGUUGUGUCCAGUGAUGUGGUUCAGGUACCAGAAGAAAAGGCGGCCCACAGCAGUCGAGCUCAACUCACCAGGAAACCCAGUGACAACGUUUUUACGCCCCUGGAGAAUGGAACAGAACAUUUUCAUAUUGCUGAAAGGAAAUCAGAAGAAUCACCUUCAAACAGAGAGCUGAAGAGGGACCCACUGCAGCUCAAUACUUAUGUGGCUUUGUUCGAAUUUACCCCCCAAGACAACCAAGACCUAGAAAUGAGACCCGGAGAUCGAAUAAUCCUGGCAGAUGAUUCCAAUGAUGACUGGUGGAAGGGUGUGAUUGAAGAUAGAAUAGGUUAUUUCCCAGCAUCCUUUGCGCAUCAGGUGAGGGCAGGCGACAGGGUGUUCAGAUGUAACCGGACCUUUAUUGGCUGUAAGGAGCAAGGGCAGAUCACCCUGAAGGAGGGACAAAUUUGUGUCAGCGGUGAGGAUGAACACAAUGGCUUCAUCAGAGUAGCCAGCGGGAAAAAGAGAGGAUUCGUGCCCUGUGACGUCCUGGAGAAUAUAUGAAGUGAAAGAACAGAGAGAAGAGAUGGUUAGUUUAAAGAAAAGGGCAAUGAUCUUUGAAUUCACCUGUAGGGUGACACUGGAGGGAUCAGAACAGCCCUGUUCUAACCCCUGUCUCCCUCAGUGACAAUGGAAGAAUGUACAGUGACUCCAAAGAGUAUUUGGACAUCGAAGUCGCACCUAAAAAUGUAUAAACCAUCUGCAAACAAAUGAUGCCAGAGCUUUUCUUACUUUUCUAAGCAAUUUUAUAUUUGCUGAAUGAAAUCCAAUACUUGUUGCUUACUAAGUUGUGGUGGUGAACCC
Molecule: messenger RNA, 1744 nt
Organism: Sinocyclocheilus rhinocerous
Lineage: Eukaryota; Metazoa; Chordata; Actinopteri; Cypriniformes; Cyprinidae
Product: SH3 and cysteine-rich domain-containing protein-like
Exons: 12
Coding region: 218-1444 (408 amino acids)
Biological process (GO): positive regulation of protein localization to plasma membrane; skeletal muscle contraction; positive regulation of voltage-gated calcium channel activity
Molecular function (GO): transmembrane transporter binding
Source: RefSeq, a predicted model, not a curated record